Molecule: messenger RNA, 480 nt
Organism: Perkinsus marinus ATCC 50983
Lineage: Eukaryota; Perkinsozoa; Perkinsida; Perkinsidae
Product: 60S ribosomal protein L34, putative
Exons: 3
Coding region: 23-400 (125 amino acids)
Biological process (GO): translation
Cellular component (GO): ribosome
Molecular function (GO): structural constituent of ribosome
Source: RefSeq, a predicted model, not a curated record
GUGGAAACGUCCCACACCCAAGAUGGUUCAACGCCUUACAUACCGCCGCAAGGUCAACUUCAACACUAAGUCUAACAAGCAGAAGCUUGUCAAGACUCCUGGUGGAAACUUGGUCUAUCAUAAGAUUACCAAGACCGCUACUGGUCCCCGUUGUGGAGACUGCAAGGGCAAGAUCAAUGGUGUUAAGUGCCUCAGACCCUUCAAGUACUCUCAGCUGAAGCAGCGUGAACGUCACGUCUCUCGUGCCUACGGUGGCUCCAUCUGUGGCAAGUGCGUGAGGCAGCGCAUCAUCCGUGCCUUCCUCCUCGAGGAGCAGAAGCUCGUCACUGCCGCUCUCGCUGAGAAGGCCCGUAAGGCUGCUCAGAAGUCCGACAAGAAGGCUAAGGUCAGCAAGAAGUAAAAGAGUAUAAACUCCUAUUGCCAAGUUGCUGUUAUCGAUGAACCUUACUGCGUGGUGGGCGGAUAUCAUUUCCACUGGGA